AUCAAGACCAGCUGGCUCAACUUUAACCUUUACCUGUAAUUGAAUAUGGCACGGCGAACACAAUCGCGAUAUAUCUUCGAGGUGGUUGAAAAUUCGCGAGUUUUUCGCCAUUACUUUUUUGUGAAUGGAUCAAGGAGAGCGGAUUGUACCACUUGUGAAUCUCGAGUGCCAGCCAGCGAACCGUACAGUCAUCACUGGCGUAACGAUGUCAAAAACAACAGAAGCCACUACAUUAAGAUGGGUUCUGAGGAAAAACAGCUCCUUAAAGCGAUCGAGGAUCAGGCCGUCGAAGAGUUUAUAUUAUGCGACGGGAGUAUCACAGCCAGGACGAACGACUUUCUUUUGGAUGCAGGAAUGGACGCAGUUCCCAAGCUGCUAAGAUUCCUAAGUUUCGGCACAGAAAAGUUGGAGGCUACUGUGGGAUUUUAUGUGGAUGUGAAAAAAGAGCGCAUGUACUACGAAAGCAGUCCCUUGAGUAUCGAAAACCACCUGGAUAUCGGCGAAGCAGUUGAUAUGAUAUUCUCGAUGCUGCUGGAGAAGAUAAGUAACUAUGUGCUGCUCCACCAAAGGGUUCCAUUGGAGGCGUGUGUUAUUAGAAGGAUGAAGGUGACUGUUAAGAGAUUUUGCCCUUCUAAGGGCAGUUCCCUCUCUAUCUCCAAACUUCCUUUGCAAUAUAGGGUGAAGAAUGCUGUUGAAUGCAUUGGAAGCAAUAAUAACAAAUCCUCCCCCGAUGUGGGCAAACUGGCAGAGACAUACUUGAGACAAGAGGACCAAGGACGACUUUUUCCAGCGAGUCUUAAAAUCAACCUGUACAGCUUUCGGGUUUGCAGUACCUCCAAGGAGUUAUACGCUGUGCCCUAUUUACUACGCGGAGAGGAUGUCGAAACUACGCCCACUUUCAUUAUUCAAAGGAACGUGGCUGGGGAAUUCCAAGGACUGACCGAAAUCCGCAACAUUAGAAAGUUCUUGCGAACGGAUAGCCAGGAUCGGGUUGUCGAAUGUCGUCAAUGCCAGUCGCAUUUUGUGGACCGAGUGCACUUUGCCCUCCACAAACAGAUCGCCUGUGGUCGGAAUUAUAUGGUGUGGCAAAUGGACAAAGACGCCAUCGAGUUGCACGAAAACUGUUUGCCUCUGCCUGAGGAAUAUUUUAAAUACAAAUGGAUUGGUUUGGCCAGCAAGCGAAGCUAACCAUUAAUCAUAAGGAAUUAUAUAUUAUUAUACCAUUUUUGGACCUGAUAAA
Drosophila ficusphila is the source of this 1240-nucleotide messenger RNA. Its product is annotated as protein terminus. Bases 46 to 1188 code for a protein of 380 amino acids. The transcript has 2 exons. The record is from RefSeq and is a predicted model, not a curated record. NCBI's taxonomy places the organism in Eukaryota, Metazoa, Arthropoda, Insecta, Diptera, Drosophilidae.